UAUUUUGUAUCAUGAUCUUUUUAACAGAUCCCUCAUUCUAAUAAUACCAUUUAUCAUGCAAGAUUCUUUUAUGAUAUUACACCUUUUAUCCCAACUCUCCCAAUUAUCGCGUUUAUUUUCCUCCCGCAUCCUUACAUUUCCUUAUCCGACGCAGUUAUCAUUUUUUAUUCACUCCUUUAUUCUUAUAAGUCUCUUCAUUAGCUCAAGUAUUUUGUAUAAUGAUUUUAACAGUUCGCUUAUCCUAAUAAUACAACUAUCCCUUAUCAUUAUUACUCCUCCUUUAUCCCAACUCUCCCAAUUAUCACCUCUUAUUCUCUCCCUAUCAUCACAUGUGCUUAUCUGACUACCUUUAGCCAACUUUCUCAGUUAUCGCAUUUAAUUCUCCCAUUUUAUUUCACCAGAUUUACAGCUUCCUC
Messenger RNA from Meloidogyne enterolobii, 416 nucleotides. Lineage: Eukaryota; Metazoa; Nematoda; Chromadorea; Rhabditida; Meloidogynidae. The record is from the annotation of a GenBank genome assembly.